CUGGCCCGGGGCGGAGUCGGCUGCGGGCGGGGACGCGGCGGGGGCGGCGCGGGGAGAUCGCUGGGCGAUCGCGGCGGCGGCGCGGGGAACCGACGCCCGGGCGCCCCGAGUCGCCAGUAUGUGGAGCGGCCAGCCCCACCCGGACGAGGGCCACCCACCGCCCCCUGAAGCUGUCCCAGUCCCCUGGAAGAGUGUGGGCCCCUGCAAAAGCCACAGGGAUUCAGGCCUGGUGGAGACCCCUGCUGGGAAGGAAGCCCAAGGCGAGGAGGACCCUGCGGCCACCCAGCUGGACGUAUUGCGUCUGCGCAGCUCUUCCAUGGAGAUCCGAGAGAAGGGCUCAGAGUUCCUGAAGGAGGAGCUGCACAAAGCCCAGAAGGAGCUGAAGCUGAAGGAUGCGGAGUGUGAGCGGCUGUGCAGGGUUCGCGGGCAGCUGGAACGGGAGCUGGAGGAGCUGACGGCCAGCCUGUUCGAGGAAGCCCACAAGAUGGUCCGAGAAGCCAACAUGAAGCAGGCGGCGUCAGAAAAGCAGCUGAAGGAGACGCGGGGCAAGAUCGACAUGCUGCAAGCAGAGGUGACAGCCUUGAAGACACUGGUCAUCACGUCCACACCAGCCUCUCCUAACCGCGAGCUCCACCCACAGCUGCUCAGCCCCACCAAGGCCGGACCCCGCAAGGGCCACUUGCGUCAUAAUAGCACCAGCAGCACCCUCUGCCCCGCCGUGUGCACCGCGGUAGGACACGCCCCCAGCCUGGACAAGGAGGGCAAAGAGGUGGACACGACCCUGUUUGCAGAGUUCCAAGCCUGGAGGGAAUCGCCCACCCUGGACAAGACUUCCCCCUUCCUGGAAAGGGUGUACCGGGAGGACGUGGGCCCCUGCCUGGACUUCACCAUGCAGGAGCUCUCAGCCCUGGUACGGGCCGCCGUGGAGGACAACACGCUCACCAUCGAGCCCGUGGCUUCGCAAACACUGCCCGCGGUGAAGGUGGCCGCUGUCGAGUGUGGCCGUACCAAUGGGUUCCGGGCCCCGAUUGACACUACAUGUGCCCUGAGUGGCCUGGCCUGCGCCUGUCGUCACCGAAUCCGGCUUGGGGACUCCGAGAGCCACUACUACAUCUCACCGUCCUCCCGGGCCAGAGUGAGUCAUCCAAUGGGAGUGUUACCUGGCUCCUUAGAGGCUCCCUGGGCUGGGACUCUGAGCCCCAGGCUGCACAACCUACAAUCUACAGAGCAGGGCACAGGCUCAGAGAGAUCACGGCCGUGUGCAACUUCUUCACCUACAUCCGCUACAUCCAGCAAGGCCUGGUGCGGCAGGACGCGGAGCCCAUGUUCUGGGAGAUCACAAGGCUGAGGAAGGAGAUGUCGCUGGCCAAGCUUGGCUUCUUCCCCCAGGAGGCCUAGGUCAUGGCUCAGGCCUGGAGGGGGGCUCUGAGCUGGAGCCAACACCUGCCCCAGGAGAGACAGACAGACAGACGGGGUCCUAGAGCCAGCCCUGAGCCAGAAGCUGACCAGAGGGACAAAUGGCCAGGCCGUGGAGGCAGCACUGAGCCGGCAGCAAAUGUCCCUCCCAGGACAGGACCUCAGGAGGUGACCUCUCCCCCCUCGUAGUACUACAGCCACCAGGAGACUUUCGAGAAAGCACCAAAGACCAAGGAGCUGGGAGCCGUACAAAGGGGCUCAGCCCUUGGGAGGGCACCCCUGGGACAGCCAGCACCCCCUCCCCAGUCCUAGGAGCUGCUGCCUGCAGGUGCCUCACUGGCGAGAUCUCCAGGGUAUCUCCGCACCCUCCCCUUUCCUAAGCCCUGGGCACCAGCACCCCCUUGUGGCCAUCCCUCACCUCGUUCCCAGGUGGGCCUGCUGUGCCCAAGGGCCAGAGAGCUAGGAG
This is a messenger RNA of Lagenorhynchus albirostris (white-beaked dolphin), 1882 nucleotides long. It is a transcript of the gene RAB3IL1, whose product is annotated as RAB3A interacting protein like 1. Lineage: Eukaryota; Metazoa; Chordata; Mammalia; Artiodactyla; Delphinidae. Bases 119 to 1348 code for a protein of 409 amino acids. The record is from RefSeq and is a predicted model, not a curated record. Gene Ontology annotation, molecular function: guanyl-nucleotide exchange factor activity. Gene Ontology annotation, cellular component: Golgi to plasma membrane transport vesicle. Gene Ontology annotation, biological process: exocytosis. The transcript is spliced from 11 exons.